Molecule: messenger RNA, 1819 nt
Organism: Ctenopharyngodon idella (grass carp)
Lineage: Eukaryota; Metazoa; Chordata; Actinopteri; Cypriniformes; Xenocyprididae
Product: gastrula zinc finger protein XlCGF8.2DB-like
Exons: 3
Coding region: 122-1024 (300 amino acids)
Biological process (GO): regulation of transcription by RNA polymerase II
Cellular component (GO): PcG protein complex; transcription regulator complex; nucleus
Molecular function (GO): RNA polymerase II cis-regulatory region sequence-specific DNA binding; DNA-binding transcription activator activity, RNA polymerase II-specific
Source: RefSeq, a predicted model, not a curated record
CUUUUAUUUUGGUGUGGCACUAUGAAAUCAUCAAGCUGCGCUCCUGCUUCUGUUGUGAUUCGGCUGAAGAAAGAAAAUCUCCUGGUGAAGCGACUGAGAUCCACGUGACACUAUUAUAAAGAUGGCAUUUAUUAAAGAGGAGAGUGAAGACAUGAAAAUUGAAGAAGCAUACAGCGUCAAACAAGAAGAUACUGAGGAACAAACAGACCUGAUGGCGCUGAAAGUGGAGAGUCAAGAACUGAAUGAAAUGGAAGUGAAAGAUCAUUGUGAUAAUGAUAAACAUAAUUUUAAAACUGAAGAAAAAUAUAUUAAUUGCUCGCAGACAAUAAAGACACCAACUAGAAGUAAUUACACCUGCUUUCAGUGUGGAAAGAGUUUCACCCAAAAAGGACAUCUUGAAGUCCACAUGAGAAUUCACACCGGAGAGAAGCCUUACAACUGCCAACAGUGUGGAAUGAGUUUCACUGAAAAAGGAAGCCUUAAAGUCCACAUGAGAAUUCACACUGGAGAGAAGCCUUACUCCUGCCAACAGUGUGGAAUGAGUUUCAUUCGAAAAGGAAGCCUUAAUAGCCACAUGAGAAUUCACACUGGAGAGAAGCCUUACACCUGUCCUCAAUGUGGAACGAGUUUUUCACAUAAGCCAACUCUUAAUGCACACAUGAGAAGUCACACUGGAGAGAAGCCUUACACCUGCAAACUGUGUGGAAUACGUUUCAGCCGAAAAGGAAACCUUACAGUCCACAUGAGAAUUCACACUGGAGAGAGCCUCUACACCUGUCAACAUUGUGGAAAAAAUUUCUAUCGAAAAGGAAGCCUUAAUAGCCACAUGAGAAUUCACACUGGAGAAAAGCCUUACACCUGCCCUCAAUGUGGAAAGAGUUUUACACACAGACCAACCCUUAAUGUCCACAUGAAAACUCACAUUAAAAAGAAGCCUUUCGCAUGUCUUCAGUGUGAGAAGUUUUUCACAAAUCAAAGAGACCUAAAACGUCAUUUGCAAACUCAUUGUGGAAUGAAACUGUAGUGUUCCUUAGUGUGGCAAGAGGUUUACAAAAUAGAGCAGUUUCAAAUUGCACAUUCACUCUGGAGUGAAUUUUUGGUGGACUGAAAACGCAAACUUUUGAAAACGGUUUCAAAGUGCAAGUUUUUGAAAACAGUCUCCAUGUAAACAACAAAAACGUGAAACUGUGAAAACAAUGACGUUAGGCACAUGCGCAUUACAUGUUCAGUCUAUAGUGUUUAAUCGCCAUCUAAUGGCCUGCCAGCAGAAUACAGCGUUUUUAGUCAUUUUCACGGAUUCGUAUGAAUGGGGAUCGUUUUGACAAUGGUGUCGUCUGUACGCGAAAAACUUCUCCAUUUUAAGAAUAUCAUUGUCGUGUAAAUGUACCCUCACAGAUACACUUAAAAAGUCAUGCGAAUGUGAGACCCUAUGUGUGUUCUUGGUGUGGAAAGUGUUUUAAAUGACUUGACAAUAUAAAAUGGAACCAGAAAAUAUGUAUAAUUGUACAAAUUGUGUUUUAUAGAACCAUAUUUCAUAUAUUCAAUUCAGCUUAAUACAUUGUAAUCAACAUAGUUUCAGAAUUGAUGAUUGUGCAACCUCCACAAACACAAUUUACCAUGACGAUGAUAAAUUGAAAUACAAAAACACACUGAAUCACGACCGCUCCUACUGAAUACUGCACUGAGUUAAUGCAGAGCCUGGCAAAGAACUCCCUCUCAUGGCGUAAAAUGACGCAAUGUAAACACUAAAGGAAACACUAAUCACCAUAAUGGUGACUUCAAAUGAGAUUUGUUCAAUAAAACAUCAACAUUAACUAUA